Molecule: messenger RNA, 1020 nt
Organism: Microstroma glucosiphilum
Lineage: Eukaryota; Fungi; Basidiomycota; Exobasidiomycetes; Microstromatales; Microstromataceae
Product: thioredoxin-like protein
Exons: 2
Coding region: 1-1020 (339 amino acids)
Source: RefSeq, a predicted model, not a curated record
AUGGACAAAUUCGAAGCAUCCAUACUAGACGGAUCCGCGUUUCGAGGCCCCCGUACUCCCUCUCCCACCCGCACAGCUUCAACCGCCUCCCCCACCCCUUCCCCCUCUCCCUCUUCUUCUCGCCCUUCCUCACCCCAACUCGGCGCCUCAGAUUCGCCUUCAACCCACCCAGAGCGCACUACCGGGCCUCAAACAGGUCCCAAGGGUGUACUAGCCGAUAAGCAGCACGCCCUCGCGGUAGAGAAGGAACGAAAGCGAGAUGCACUGAGGAAGACGAGGGAGAAGAUGCACCGGAUGGGCUUGCAGGGGGGAACGGCAGAGGAGCAGGAGAGACUGAUGAGGAGGGAGAAGAGGUAUAGAGAACAAAUUGCUGAGAUUGAGAGACGGCAAGCGGGAGAGGGACAAGAGGAAGAGGAAGAAGACGACCAAGAUGAGGAUGAAGAUGAGGUGUUGAAGAGGUAUCGAGCUCGCAGGCUGGCAGAGCUCAAGGGAGAGAAUAUGCCAGAGACCGCUAGCAAGAAGCUAGGAGGCUGGAAGGAGAGUAGCAGCGUAGCGCACUUUGGCCAUUUGAGAGAGACGGAUGAGAGGGGCUACGUGCGAGCUGUAGAGGGUACGGGGGAUGGUGACCUCGAGGCAAAGGCAGUGGUGGUGCACAUCUACUCAAAGCUCGUCCAAGCCAGUAACCAAUUGACAAAAGCCCUUACAUCCCUCGCCCGGCUACAUCCCUCUACAAAAUUCCUCCAAAUACGCGCCCUCUCCAUCAACUUUGGUCUACCCCCCUCCGCCUCUGCCUUCCGCUCAAACGACGACUCAGAUGAAGACGAAGAUCUGCCCGAGUCGGAGCUUCGUCUGCGCCAAUUGGAAAAGGAAGAGUCGAUGGGGGAUGUAUUGCCUACGCUCCUCAUCUAUCAGCAGGGAGAGCUGGUGGGAAAUCUGGUCAGGGUAGAUUUGGAAGAAGGGUGGGAGGAUGGGAGUGAGAGGGCCGUGGAGGCACUGCUGAGGAGACAUAAUGCAAUCUGA